Molecule: messenger RNA, 1614 nt
Organism: Thyridium curvatum
Lineage: Eukaryota; Fungi; Ascomycota; Sordariomycetes; Thyridiales; Thyridiaceae
Exons: 2
Coding region: 1-1614 (537 amino acids)
Biological process (GO): transmembrane transport; carbohydrate transport
Cellular component (GO): membrane
Molecular function (GO): carbohydrate:proton symporter activity
Source: RefSeq, a predicted model, not a curated record
AUGACGCUCUUGGCACUCCAGGAAGACAGGCCGACGCCCAGCAAUGUGUACAACUGGCGAGUCUAUGUCUCUGCCAUCAUUGCUUCAUUCGCGGCAUGCACAAUAGGCUACGACUCUGCCUUCAUUGGCACGACGCUGGCAUUGCCUUCCUUCAAGACUGAGUUCAAGUUUGACUCGUACACCGACGAAGGUAGAGCCUUGCUCUCGUCCAACAUCGUUUCUGUCUACCAAGCCGGAGCCUUCUUCGGCAGCCUGUUCGCCUAUGCCUCUAGUUACUAUCUCGGACGGCGAAAGUCGCUGAUCCUCUUUGAUCUGGUCUUCCUUGUGGGAGCCGGUGUCAUGCUUGCUGCCAGCGGCGACCGCGGAAUUGGUCCCAUCAUCGGGGGUCGUGUGCUAGCAGGUAUCGGUGUUGGCGGAGCAUCAAACCUGGUUCCGAUUUACAUUUCCGAGAUGGCCCCUCCAGCCAUCCGCGGACGACUUGUUGGCAUUUAUGAGAUGGGCUGGCAGAUUGGCGGUCUGGUGGGCUUCUGGAUCAACUACGGCGUGAACACGACAAUGGCACCAUCUCACAAGCAGUGGAUCAUCCCCUUCGCCGUGCAGCUCAUCCCGGCCGGUAUUCUGCUCAUCGGUGCCUUGUGGCUGAAGGAGUCUCCUCGAUGGCUGUUUAUGAAGGGCAGAAGGGAGGAGGCCAUGAGCGUCCUCUGCUGGGUUCGCAACCUCGAGCCAUCGCACAUCUACAUGGUGGAGGAGGUCCAGUUCAUCGACCACGAGAUCGAGCGCUUCCAAUCCGAGAUGGGCGCCGGUUUCUGGAAGCCAUUCGCCGCCUUGAAGAAGUCGAGCGUGCAGUGGCGGUUCUUCCUCGGCGGUAUGCUGUUCCUCUUCCAGAACGGCUCUGGCAUCAACGCCAUCAACUACUACAGCCCGACGGUCUUCAAGAGCAUCGGCAUCACCGGAACCAACACCAGCUUCCUCACUACUGGCAUCUUUGGUGUCGUCAAGACCUGUGUCACCUUUGUGUGGCUUCUCUAUCUGGUAGACCACCUCGGCCGACGCCGUCUCCUCUUCAUCGGCGCCAUUGGGGGCUCGCUCUGCAUGUGGUUCAUUGGUGCGUAUAUCAAGAUUGCGGGGACCCAGGCGGCUUCCUCGGGGACUUUGUCAUCCGGCGGCAUUGCUGCCAUAUUUUUCUUCUACCUGUGGACCGUCUUCUACACGCCGUCGUGGAACGGCACGCCGUGGGUGCUCAACUCGGAGAUGUUUGACCAAAACACGCGCUCCAUCGGCCAGGCCUCGGCCGCUGCCAACAACUGGUUCUGGAAUUUCAUCGUCUCGCGCUUCACGCCGCAGAUGUUCCUGGCUAUGGGCUACGGCGUGUACUUCUUCUUCGCCAGCCUCAUGAUCAUCUCGGUCGUUUUCGUCUACUUCUGUAUCCCCGAGACUAAGUCUAUCCCGCUCGAGGCCAUGGACAGGCUGUUCAGCGUCAAGCCGAUCCGCAAGGCCAACAAGACCAUCAUGGAUGAGCUUCGCGCCGAGGAUCAAGACUUUAGGCAGAACGCCGAGGGUGCGCAUUUGGAUGCAGACGAGAAGGCUGGAACGGCCAUGGUGGAGUCGGCCUAG